Molecule: messenger RNA, 2501 nt
Organism: Phoenix dactylifera (date palm)
Lineage: Eukaryota; Viridiplantae; Streptophyta; Magnoliopsida; Arecales; Arecaceae
Source: RefSeq, a predicted model, not a curated record
GCGAGUCCACUUUUGUGUCUACAAACCCACUGUCAAGUCAGAGCGGGACAGUCCGGCACUUUGGAUCCUCUCGUUUGCACUGUUCGUGCCGGUCCUCCAGUCGUGCCGGCUUCCAUUUCACCAACCGCUAAUUUGAAAAAUUAAAGAACUCGGACCAACCAUCGGAGAGGGCGGUCUUUGGGUGUCGCCAAAAGCCGGUGCAAUCAAAAAUAGAUGAGCGUUUUGGGCGCAUUCCGAUUCUUCCCUCCGGUGGUGGGUUCUUCUUUUCCUGCGCUGCAGAGCGAAUGUCGGACCGCAACCUCCUCUCUCUCGCGCCCUUAUAAAUUCCUUUCAUUCUCCGAGAUCCCUUCCCCAUUUUCCAACUUUUUUUUUAUCCGUCUUUUUCCUUCUAUUCUACUCUGAGAGAGAGAGAGAGAGAGAGAGAGAGAGAGAGAGAGCGAUGGGAGGGUGCGCGACCAAGCCCACGGACCUCAAGGCGGAGUUCGAGGCCCCUCGGCCGCUCGAGGAGCCGUCGGCGGCGGCGGCGGCCGGUUCCAAGGCCGAAGAAGCAUCCGUAGAGGAGAGGAAAGAGGCGGCGGAGGCGGCCACAAGUGGCGGCCAGGAGAUCGAGAAAGGGCCGCCGGAGGAGAACCGCAGGAGAUCCCUCGGCCUCUUGUUUAAAGAGAAUGAAGAGAGCAGUGGACCCUCUGACACUGGGAAGACUUUCAUGACAGAGGCUGUUACACCACCACCGAAACUGGUGGAAGCAAAGGAAGAAGCAGUUCAGUCCAAGGCAGAAGUACAGUGUAUGGAAGAUUCUAAGAAAGAAAGUAUAGGUACUGACAUCUCAAAUCCUAAUCCCGCUACUGAAAAAACAUCUGAUUCUUCAGCAGUUCAGCCCACGACCGAAGUUCAAUCUACGGAAGAAUCUAAACCCAGGACUGUGGUUGCUGAUGUUUCAAACCCGAGUACCACCCUAGAACAAGCCUCUGUUCAAUCUACUGAAGAAUCUAAACUCAAUACUCUGGUUGCUGACAUCUCAAGUCCAAAUAAAUUUACAGAAAAAGCUUCUUUUACUUCUCGUAUAGCAGCUUUCGAAGGAAAUGACAAGCCAGCGGAUUCAAAAUUGAAUGUUGAAGAAGUCCAGGCUGUUAAGGGAGGUGCAAUGGAUUCAAAAUUGAAAGCAGAAGUCCAGAACGAUGAGGGAGAAGGAUUGUAUUCAAAACUGAAAGCAGAAGAAAUCAAGACUGCAAAAGAAGCAGCAGUGGAUACAGAAUUGAAAGAAGAAGAAAUCCAAGCUGCAAACCCAGAAGCAGUUGAUUCAAAAUCGAAAGCAGAAGUCCAUAAAGAGGCGGUAGAUUCAAAAUUGAAGGCAGAACUCCAGGCUGGAAAAGAAGAGAUGGUAGAUUCAAAAUCAAAAGCAGAAGAACUUCAGACUGAAAAGGUAGAGGCAGCGGAUUCAAAGUCGAAAGCAGAGGAACUCCAGAUUGAAAAGGCAGAGGCAGUGGAUUCAAAAUCAAAAGCAGAAGAACUCCAGACUGAAAAGGCAGAGGCAGUGGAUUCAAAAUCAAAAGCAGAAGAACACCAGACUAGAAAAGCAGAGGCAGUGGAUUCGAAAUUGAAAACAGUUCAGACUACCGAGGAAGAGGGAGUUGAUUUAAAACCAAAAUUAGAAGUUCAAACUGCUAAGGGAGAAGCGAUGGAUUCAAAACAAGAGGCGGAAGUCAUCCAGAUGGUUAAGGGAGAAGAAGUAGAUUCACAAUCGAAAGUAGAAGGCCAGGCUGCUGAGGGAGAAGUAGGGAAUCCAACAGCUGCUAUCAGACAGGAAGGGGCAUCUGUCAUAGAGGGGAAGGACUCGACCGGUGCACGACAGGUGGUGAAGGAGGGCAUCGAAGACAGCUGAAAGAUAGCCUGAAUGUGGACGGCGACGAGGGAUCUGCAGUUGCUGGAUAUGGUCCAUUCAGCAUCAAACCUAACCUAAAACCCUUGUUACAAAGGUGCACUUGCUUCCAUUUCCCUUGGUAUUCUAUGAGGGACAGAAAUUUUGUUUCCUUUUCAAAUUAUCUUUUACCAAUGAUAUCUGCGAAUCUAAUUCAGGGGCAUUUUAUUCAUUUAUAAGAAUUGUUUGUGUUAGGCCAGUAGAAAGCAGGAUUAAUGUCUCCAUGGAAAAAAGGUGAAGGAUUAAUGUUUGGAUGAGGACAACUGUAGAAAAAAGGAAAAAGAAAAAGAGAGGACAAGCGAAGAGUUAUAAAGCUCACCUAGAGAGUUAAAUAUAAGCCCUCUUAAAGGAAGGUGGCAGUCAUGCAAUGCAAUUUCCAUGAACUAAAAGGAAGGUAGAGUUUUCAUGCUUGGAAGGUAACAGUCAUAUAAUACAAUAAACAGAAAUCUCGCACAAAAAAAUUUGAACUUUCCCAUUACUCCAUCUUAGAUUUCAUAGCAGUAUGAAGAGUAACGGACCAUAUGACAUUUGCACGUCAGGUACUUGACAUAUUGGUUUUAGAUUUUAGUGUUAUCCUGGUAUU